This is a messenger RNA of Diaporthe batatas, 984 nucleotides long. RefSeq lists its product as uncharacterized. Gene Ontology annotation, molecular function: oxidoreductase activity, acting on NAD(P)H, oxygen as acceptor. Bases 1 to 984 code for a protein of 327 amino acids. The record is from RefSeq and is a predicted model, not a curated record. The transcript has 2 exons. Lineage: Eukaryota; Fungi; Ascomycota; Sordariomycetes; Diaporthales; Diaporthaceae. Gene Ontology annotation, cellular component: intracellular anatomical structure.
AUGUCUGCAGCAUUCAGUAGUCUGAACCCCAGGCUCGCCGCCACAAGACUCCUUCCCAGACUGCCCUUGGCUCGUCGAGCACUGGUGAGCGGCCCGAGCAGCUUCAAGAACUCGGUGGGCAGCGCACGCGGCCCUUCCCAGCCCAGACAGCUCCACGCCACAGCACGCCGGAACAAUGGGCUCACAUUCGAGAACACCGGCCGGCUGCCCGAGUUCAGCCUGAGAGACAAGGUCAUCAUCGUCACCGGGGCAGGCCGUGGGCUGGGACUUGUCCAGAGUGAGGCCCUGCUCGAGGCCGGCGCAAAGGUCUACGCCCUCGACCGGCUGGACAAGCCCGACCCGGACUUCGAGCGCGUCCAGGAGCGCGCCAAGGAGCUCGGCACCAGCCUCUCGUUCAACCGCAUCGACGUGCGUGACAACAUCAGCCUGAACGCCACCGUCGAGAAGAUUGCCGACGAGAACGGCCGCAUCGACGGGCUGCUCGCAUGUGCCGGCAUCCAGCAGGAGACGCCUGCGCUCGAGUACACCAUGGAGGACGCCGACAAGAUGUUUGGCGUCAACAUCACGGGCACCUUCAUGACGGCCCAGGCGGUGGCACGGCAGAUGCGCAGGCUCGAGCGCCCGGGAUCGAUGGUCUUCAUCGCCAGCAUGAGCGGAAGCGUGGCGAACAAGGGCCUGUUUUGCCCGGCGUACAAUGCCUCCAAGGCCGGCGUGCUUCAGCUCGCGCGCAACCUCGCCAUGGAGUGGGGCACCCACGGCAUUCGCGUGAACAGCAUCUCGCCCGGCUACAUCGUCACCGCAAUGACGGCGCCGCUUUUCGAGCAGUUCCCCGACAGGAAGGAGAACUGGCCCACGCAAAACAUGUUGGGCAGGCUGAGCUACCCAGAGGAGUACCGUGGCGCGGCUGUCUUCCUCCUGAGUGACGCCUCGAGCUUCAUGACAGGGGCUGAUCUUCGCAUAGACGGAGGUCACACGGCCUGGUAA